AUGACUCCUGGAUCUUACGCCUUGCACAACAGCUUCGACCUCCCUCGUAUGGAGCAUCCACUCCACUCUUGGUGUCCUCCGCUGAUACUUCAAACCGUUGAGGCGUACCACAAGGGCCUCAAUGACUUGAGGUCGACGCCUUUCAACCACUUCGUCGACUACUUGGAAGAUGCUGACACCGAGGCGUCGGGGAGUGCUUGGAAAGCUGGUCUCGAUGAGUUCUCCGGCUCUUCGACCCCGGUUUUGCCCCACGCCACCUACAGUCCCAGAGCAACCGACAUGACAGCCCUGGCAAUCGUCAUCAAGGCUAGGCACGCCAACUCCCGCCAGACGGCUUUCGGCAUCACCCUACAAGCUCGCAAGCGACGGCAUACGACCAGCUGCUGCAAACACAACACCUUCUCGUUGCACGCGAAGAUACAACCAGACACCCCAGCCGCCGACACAUUCGACGCAAGCUUCACUUACGCGGAGCUGGACCACAUUUUCAGUCUUCUUGCCCACCGGCUCCGGCUAAUGGGCGUCAAGACAGGCCACACAGUUCCGUUCUACUUCCGCAACACAAGCUCCGCUGCCUACGGCAAGGCUAUAGGCCUCAGUCCAGGAUCCUACGUGCUUCAGUUCGCAGCAUACACCUUUAGCAUCAGCAUACAGGACGUCUUCACGACCCUAGCCCACAGCAGUUACGUCUACCUGAUCUCGGACUCGGACAGGGUGAACGACCUCGCCGAGGCCAUCGACAGAGUGCAAGCCAACUUUGCCGGCAUCACGCCCACGGUUGCAUCCAUGCUCUCCCCGGUAGACGUGCCCACGCUCAGAUCCAUUGUCCUAACCGGCGAGCCCAUUCCAAAGUCCAUCUUCGAGACAUGGCACGCCGAGGUUGACCUUUAUCACUUCUAUGGCCCUGCUGAGUGCUCCAUCUACUGCUACUCCUCUCACUGGCUCCUAGUCCAUCGAGCAAAGACAACAAGCGUCCUGAGCAGGAUCGGGCGUCCUCUGCAGGGCCGAAAUUGGGUUGUUGAGCGGCACGACCACGAUAAGCUGGUUCCUAUAGGACGCACAGGCGAACUCGUCGUCAAGGGCCCCACUGGUCAGCAAGGACUACCUCAACGACGCCAAGAGGACAAAGGCCGCCUUCAUCAAGAACCCAGCCUAGGCCCCGACCAAGACCAAGGACAGCACCACACGCAGGAUAGGAUGUACAAGACGGGCGAUGUGUUCUUGCAGAAUACCGACAGCAGCUUCGACUUGGUCGGCCGAAAGGACAACCAAGUCAAAUUCAGGGGCCAGCGCGUGGAGUUUAACGAAAUCAGCUCCGCCCUGCUGGAUAGGCCCGAGGUCAAGCACGCGGCGGUUGUAGUCCCCAAGACCGGUCUCUGCGCCAAAAGACUUGUCACUGUGGCAUGUUGCCUACAUGCCGAAGGUGAAGUUGAGACCCGCGUCAAGGCUGGUGACGAUACGAUGGCCAUGUCGCCUGACAUGUUCGGCGCCCGCACACUAGUCUUACAGAAGGUCCUUUGA
This is a messenger RNA of Colletotrichum navitas, 1521 nucleotides long. RefSeq lists its product as uncharacterized. Gene Ontology annotation, biological process: secondary metabolite biosynthetic process; amino acid activation for nonribosomal peptide biosynthetic process. Gene Ontology annotation, molecular function: phosphopantetheine binding. The coding region runs from base 1 to 1521 and encodes 506 amino acids. The transcript is spliced from 5 exons. Lineage: Eukaryota; Fungi; Ascomycota; Sordariomycetes; Glomerellales; Glomerellaceae. Gene Ontology annotation, cellular component: cytoplasm. The record is from RefSeq and is a predicted model, not a curated record.